AUGCCAGGUCUUUUUUCAAGAAAGAAACGCAAUGACUACCAGGGAUUUGCCAAAUACACGGAAGCCUACACUCCUCCUGCUGUCCAGCAGCCCCGUUCUCAAAGUAUGACCAACGCUUCGCUGGCUGCUUUGGCUGCUUUGGCAAUGCACAAUAACAACAACCAGGCGGCUUCUGAGCAAUCUUACAAUCCAUCGUUGCAGGCCUACCAGGCCAGUGGCCGGGCUAACUCCCUAGCCGGAAACAGAGCCAACUCCAUGCGCUCAUUCACGUACAAUCCCAAGCCAUCGUAUCAGGCCGGGCCAGCGGCCAAUAGAAGCUACUCCUUGAGAUCAAACUCGCUCAGAGGGGCGCCUCCAAUCAGAUCAAACUCUCUUUCCCAAAGACCAGCCCUGCAGCAGCAAGAACACCCCAGUCAGAGAGCAGGCUCUCUUACGGGAUCUCAACGCGGGCUCAACUCCUUGCUGGGAUUCAACGAGGAGGACGAGGAGUUCAACGAGGAUGAUGUGAUCUCCACCACAAAAACCACAAAGGUCGUGGACUCCAUGGGAAGGACAUGUUCCAUCACCACCGAGACCAUCAGAACCUUGCCCGACGGUUCUAAUGUGGUCGAGACCACCACCAAGAACCUCUCGAGACCUACUUCUAGGUCCAACUCUUUCCGCAACAAUUCCUUGACUAUAAGCCACUCUAACGCUAAUUAUAACUUGAACAAGAUUGACGAGGAUCUUCAGGACUUCGACUACAACUACUUGGAUCAGCAUCCGUCGCAGCCGCCUAGGCUCAAUUACGGUCAUGAGGAUCCAAGCAGAGAAAGCAAUAAUUCCCAGUCUCUUGGACCCGCUUUUGAUGCGUCUUCGACAUCAAAGGAGUUUGUUCAAAAUUCUGCCCCUCCUCCAACACGAGAACAGAUCGAACCUACUACCUCCCCACUGAGCUCGGCAUCUCCUCGCCUCAAGUCUAUUUUGAAACACAGCCCGAAUGUACCUCGCCCUAUCCUGCCUCCGGAUGUAUCUGCUGACCGCUUAAAGCAUAAUCUUAGCCCGAAUGAAGCGGACUUUAAGGACGCUCAUGAGCAGCUUCAUGAACCCUACAGUCAGCCUCAAAAGGCCACUGUCGCCUCCAAUGCGUCGGGUGGAAACUCGAUCAAGUUUUUAGAACAAGUUGAGGAAAUUCCUUACGAGGCAAACUCACAAAACCUUGCCGAGUUUAGCCGAGCUGAAUCACUCAAGCAAGAGAAGGAGAAGCAGGAUAGCAUUCUCAUGUAUGAGCAAGCUAUGAAGGUUGCAAUGGAGAGGGUGUAUGGUACAUCUGAACCACCAGCCCUGGCUCUUACCCCUCCACAGACCCCAAAGAAACAGUUUGAGAGUCCACAAGCUAAAGUCGAUGAUUUAGCAGAUAAGAAGGUCAAGAAGGAUCAUAAGAGAGAGAAGGAUGAAGGCGGUGUCAGCACGAACUACAUCUACGAGAACCAUCACAAGGACUUUGCAUUGCGCUCUUUUCGUGGUGAAGAAGAGCCAGGUAGCAGCUCCAGAAAAGAGCGUGCCAAGGAAGAAAAGAAACAAAAGAAAGAGGAAGAGAAAAGAAAAGCUGAUCUUCUCAAGUUGGCCGAGAAGGAAAGAAAGAAUGAUGAAAAGGAGGAGUCAAAGAGACAGAGGAAGAGCUCCAAAAACCCUCUUUCGUUCCUUGGCAUCAAGAUGAGAAGAGGAAGUCAGGGCUCAAUUACCUCUUCUUCUUUCAGUGGUAACCGUCAAGAGAAGGCACAUGAAGAGAUAAUGCAGUUCUCAUCCGAAUCUGGAAGCAAGGCCUCACCACAGCAGCCCGUCACCAAGGCGGAGGAGCAGUCAGCUUUAGUUGAGGAAACACCAAUUAAUUCCCACAGUAACUCUUAUAGCUUUCCUCAGAAGAACGAAGCUGCUAAUGUUGAUACCAAACUAGCAUCUGUUGGCAAUCCUGAUACUGCUCGAUUGCAAGAAUCCGCUUACGCUACACCUACAUCCAAGACUUCACCUUCUUUCGACAAACCGAUCGACAAGACGGUGGCCGAUACCCCAACUGAAGAGGUGUUUGCUAAACCAGAACGUCAAGACUUCAGUGUGCCUCCAAGAUCGCCUCUUCGAGACUCAAGUGCGGUGGAAAAGGAGAGACACUUGAGAUCACUCUCUGAGGGCAGCAACAUGACUGAUUUCCUAAACGAGCCGGCACAACUAGAGAAACCCGUUCCAAUUGGCGAAGUCGAUGAGGCGUUCCAUGAUUCUAGAGAUGACUUCAUUGACGUGCCUGAAGAAUAUGAUGAUGAGCCCAACAAUGCCGAUGGGGGCGCUCCGGAGACUUUGAUUGACCAAGAGCCAUAUAAAGUUAUUGACGUGCCUGCUUCUUCGCGGGAAGGAGGCGAUGUUUCCGAUGUGAAGUCCCCACCUGCUGCUAAGGCUAAUCAGACAGAGCCCGUUCCCGAAGCAGCCGAUGUUCCAGAACGUCCGCAAUCAACAGAGCAACGCGUUGGUGGUAACUUGGAUACCACUAAUAGAGCACAGCCUGAAGACGUCAAGAACCAAGCUGUUGGUGGAGAGCUCCCUACUAUUGUGGCAGGUGAAAACAACCAUCCAGUUGUGUUAGGCCAGACGGAGGAGAAGGAUCAAUCGUAUGGCUAUAGCACCCUUGAUCCGGGCUCUCCUAGCUCCAAAGGUGUACCAUCUCAAACUAGGAAUGACGUUGCUACAGUAUCUUCUAGUGAGUCGGCUGUGGCUAUCCCUGCUCCAACAAAGGAAGAUUUGAAUGAGCGUGCCGAGGUGAACCCAGAAAUUGCUCACACUAGCGCAGGAGCUCUUGAGCCAUCUGCUGCGAUUGAGACGAAGUUUCAGCCUCACCAAGCUCAGUCCAGUGUCGCUGCCGCUCCACAGACUGCUGAAACGGGGUCAACAGAAUCGUCCUAUGCCGAUCCUGAGGUUACGGAGGCAACUGUAGGAACCGUCGGAGCCGAAAAGCAUAACCCUGUUCCAGACUCUCUUGGAGUCAGACAAAACAAUGAAGGCCCCAGCCGUGAGCAGCCAUCGUAUUCGUCUGGGGAAGCUACCGAAGUGUCGGUUCCUUCGCAGCAAGAGAAGAACGCCAAGCCCAAGAAAAGGAGAGGCCACAAGUUCAAGAAGAUGAUUGACAAAUAUUUUAUCAGCUCCUACAGUCGCUGA
Messenger RNA from Candidozyma duobushaemuli, 3183 nucleotides. RefSeq lists its product as uncharacterized. The coding region runs from base 1 to 3183 and encodes 1060 amino acids. Lineage: Eukaryota; Fungi; Ascomycota; Pichiomycetes; Serinales; Metschnikowiaceae. The transcript is spliced from 3 exons. The record is from RefSeq and is a predicted model, not a curated record.